Molecule: messenger RNA, 1584 nt
Organism: Mytilus californianus (California mussel)
Lineage: Eukaryota; Metazoa; Mollusca; Bivalvia; Mytilida; Mytilidae
Product: neuronal acetylcholine receptor subunit alpha-6-like
Exons: 1
Coding region: 168-1430 (420 amino acids)
Biological process (GO): monoatomic ion transmembrane transport; signal transduction; regulation of membrane potential
Cellular component (GO): membrane; synapse; neuron projection
Molecular function (GO): neurotransmitter receptor activity; extracellular ligand-gated monoatomic ion channel activity; transmembrane signaling receptor activity
Source: RefSeq, a predicted model, not a curated record
GGUCAAGUAUAUUGUAAUGAUCUUUUGUGUAUUUCAUGGUUUAAAAACCUUCAUAAUAGAUAUGUUAAAAGGUAAAUUGCAACCAAUCUAUUAGCUAUCUAUUUUUAUAUGAUUCUAACAAAUUGCUUUUGGAUUCUUGUUAAUCGUAAUAAGUGAACUUUUUCAUCAUGAGAUUUUGUGGACUAGCAGUUAUUUUUUUAACAUUUUUCAGUAAUAUACAAUAUAGCAUCACUGCCUCACAUUCGUUCGUAACCUCACUGUACGACCGACUGACUACGUACAAUUACAGUUAUAUCAGACCAGAAUCAGAUCUUAAUACAGCAACUACAGUUGGGUUCAAGUUCUUUCUUGUGAAUCUUCAAGAUCUGGACGACAACAACAGCAAAUUUUCUGUAACCGGGUUUUUUGAAAUAAGUUGGAAGGACAAUAACUUAACAUGGGAUCCAUCAUCUUAUGACAACACAGAUUCAAUCCGUAUUCCUUCGGGAUACAUGUGGAAACCUCAUCUGCUUGUUGGAAACCCUUAUAAAGAUGCUAUUGUUAUUUCCUUAGAGCAAUCCACAAUCCGUGUUUACGCUGACGGUUCAGCGUACUGGUAUCCUGCUGAUAGUUACCAGAUGUCUUGUGAUGCUGAUGUGUCUUAUUUUCCGUUUGAUUCUCAGACAUGUGAGAUCUGGCUUCUACCAUGGCAGCACGAUGCAAGUGAAAUAAAUGUUACAUUGACACAAACCACAGUGAAUUUGUCUUCCUACAACCAAAAUCCAACGUGGGAUUACGUUUCGUCAAAUGUGUAUACACAAAGUAGUACAAACGGUGUCCAUUUUUCAAUGAAAUUCAAAAGAAGACCUACAUUUUUUAUGAUUAAUAUUAUAUUUCCGAUUAUACUUCUUGGAGUGUUGAAUGUGUUUGUGUUCGUGUUACCAGCUGAUUCUGGAGAACGUGUCGGAUUCAGUAUAACACUAUUGCUUUCAAUUGCCGUUUUUAUGACAAUCAUAGCAGAUUCGCUGCCUAACACGUCUUCUCCAAGACUAUCGUCAGUGGUCAUUAAACUAAGUGUUGACCUAAUUAUCAGUGCGUUAAUGAUGGUAUGCACUAUCUUGGGACUUAUUCUUCAUCAUCGAACUGACAAUGUCCCUGCAACAGGAUUCUGGAAGUGUUUCAUGAGGUUUCGGAAAUGUUUCCUGAAUUGUAGAAAGUCUAAAACGAAUGCAGUACAUGCCGAAAAAAACAAGAUCCCCAUUGGUAUAGUACUUUCAGAUCUUGCAAAUAAAACUGACGAGAAUGCAUAUGGUAAAGAUAAAAAACAAGAUGGCGUCACAUGGAAAGACAUCAGAGGGUUCUUAGAUAAAAGUUUUAUUGUCUUCUUCAGCAGUAUUUUGAUUAUAGCGAAUCUUGGAUUCUUUAUGGAUAUCGUUGCUGGUAUAAAUUAGCUAAUACGAAAUAUUCAUAUAAACAUUGAAGACCCAUUGGUGGCCUUCGGCUGUUGUCUGCUCUAUGGUCGGGUUGUUGUCUCUUUGACACAUUCCCCAUUUCCAUUCUCAUUUUUAUGAAAAAAUUUAAGUUAAUAAAACAUGAUGUUUUUUA